Symbiodinium necroappetens is the source of this 2892-nucleotide messenger RNA. The record is from the annotation of a GenBank genome assembly. Lineage: Eukaryota; Dinophyceae; Suessiales; Symbiodiniaceae.
AUGAAGGCUCUACACGAUCAGCGUGGAAGCAGACAACAAGGUGCGCGCGCCCGACAAGUGCGGCGCCACAGCGGCGCAGCAGGACGCCUUUUGGUAGCGGCAUGCUGCGCAGCUGUCGUUGCCGUGGCUGUCAACAGCCCUAGCCGGGCAGACAGACGGCGAGCGAGGGAAGCUGCCGAAGAGCUUGAGCUCGAAACGGAAGGAAGAAGUGAGCUGGAUGAGGAGCAGGAAUAUCCUUUGGCAGCUGCAGGUGGCUCAGCAAGUAGCCCGUCCACACAGGCCUUCUUGUCUUUGGAUGAAAAGGAUGGCCGAUUUUGUGGCAAAGAGGGAGACCUUUGCAAGUGCUUUGGCAAAGUGCGUUACGGACGCCUUUUUUCCUGGUCCGGCGACCUCGUGGUCGACGGCAGCGUGAACUGCUCCGCUGCCCUGUUCGGUGAUCCCAUGCCGAUGGAUCUCAAGAUAUGCAAGUGCUACCCGACCAUGUGUACCACACAAGUGGGCAUUUGCACACCGGAGCCCUGCAUGUGCCCCACGUCCCGUGAUCCGGACAUGGAAUGGGCAAAGAAGACGCUUAUGACAGGCGAUGGCACGAAGUGCUGGGCCUGUGAGAAGAAGCGAGCCAGCACUGGUGUGGCAGAGUCUGGCAACUCCACCUACUGCCCUACGCAGAUAGGUCGUUGCUCUCUGAAGCGGUCGUGCAAGUGCGAAGACCCUGCUGACAUCAAGCGCGUCAUGCGGACGAAGAACGGAGAGAAGUGCUGGACUUGUGCUCCUGUCGGGGAAGGCAGGGCCAUGGGCAUGGACAGCGGUCAGAGAGCCAUGUUCUGGAUGCUGCCGCUGCUUUGGUCCUUCAUGGAUUGGCCCAACUCUUUCUGGCAGGUGUGCAACGGCGACAGGGCAUUGACCAUAUUUUCGGCUCUUUGCAUCGUCGGGUAUCUUCUGCAGGUCUUCGCACCCUUCCUUCGCCUGGACCGGUUCUUCUCUUUCUAUGCGCCGUGCAUGAAAAAGGGCGAGUUCUGGCGCUUCUUCACGUACUUCAUGCUGCACUCAGAUUUGCAGCAUCUGUGCGUGAACUUGUUCCACCUGAUGGAUGCCCUGGAUCUUGAAGGGGUGCCAGAUCUUGAAGUCAGUCCAGGAGUACCGCUCAAGUGCACCCGCGACGGCCCCGUGGCCACGAUCUGUUAUCCCGAUGUCGGGAUUGGCUGGAACAAUGUGGUGGGUAUCAUGGCCACGGUGCUUGCGUUUGGUGCGUUGGUGGGCACGAUGAAGAACUUCGGGGCCCUGGUCCAGGGCGCGAGUUCAGUUUGCUUCGGCGUGGACGGCGCGCUCAUCGCGCUGUACGGGGUCUUCCUGGGUGCUGGGUUAGAUCAGAAGUUGAAGAUUCCGGAGUUCGGCGCUUUCUUUUGGAUGCGCAUCGGAAUCAUCGCAUUUCAUAUCAUUAUUGACAUUGUCCAGAGCGUUUGUGGUUCUGGCAAGGAUACAGUGGGCACUGUUGCACACAUGGCCUCGCUCGUCGCAGGCUUUUGCUACGUCAUCCUGGUUCUUCCACCGAUGGGUGAUGGGAGCUUCUUCGGAAGCGACAGGCCCUACAUUGUCAACUGCGGCAUGACAAGCCCGAAGUAUGUGACAUUAGAUGAAGCGACUACACAGUGUCUGGCCUUCUUCAGAAGGAGCAAUGGCAUUGAGAUUAACACCGCGCAGAACAUAGCAAGUGCUGUGCUAGUCAUCGGUGUUGUAGUCGCGAUCGUGAACGCAAUCCAAAAGCGGGACAUCACAGACGAUGGAAUCGCCGUCUUUUCAUGUGGAGACUCGCAGCAGCCAGAGAAGCGAGCUGUCCGAGAUGACAAGACAACAGAGCUGGACCAGGAGAUCACAGGCAGGGAGAAAGUCUUGGGCGAGGUCAAAGACACAGUGUCGUUUCUGCAGCGCUUCCACACGAACCUUUCCAAGGUGGUACUGCGACCUCAGGCAAGCGAAAUGCACAUGACCUCAAGCGUGCAAGAGGCAGCUGACUUAUCCAGAACCAUGAUCUCUAAAAUCUGUCGGCUCAGUCGGCUCACAGCUGGAUCCACGGCUGUGACGAUGGCCUAUGCACAGGGUUGCCUGCUCCUGUCCUUGGCACGGCCCGACUUGCCGCGACCAAGUCUCAAGGGGCAGGUGAAGCCACAUGGGUCAGAUGCCCGUUCUGCAGCCGAAGAUGAAGAGAAGGGUGUCCUCACGUUGUUGCAGGAGUACGUACAGACAUCCCCAAGCUUCCGCAUUCCUCAGGGCAUGCCUGCUCUCCAGUGGGGCUACGAUGUCAAAUUCACGAAAACAAGGAAGUCUCGCUUCCGGGCUCGCGUUGCGUUCUUGCUCGAUGGCAUACCGCACCACGCCAUCGGCACAUGGGACAGCUCCAAGAAGAAUGCCCAGCGACAGUUGGCGGACGUUUGCCUGAAGUUCUUUAUCGGCGCGUGGAGCUCACAUUUGCUCAGUCAGCCAAUCCUCGAAGCUGGACACGGAAGCCGAGCCUUCCAGUUUAGAGCUGAUGCCAUAUUGAGCCAGUUCCUUCAGAGCUACGAGAGUUGCGAAAGUACACCCGCUUGGAGCCUGGAAGUCGAGAGAAACCUCGCCGAGCCAGGUGCAUCUUCCACGCCCGCAGGAUACAGAGCCCUUGUGCAUCUGCAGCUUCUGGGUGUCCCACACACCUUCGCGGGACAGCUUUGUGGCACGGCUGAAGAUGCGCAGACCGACACUGCCAAGCGGGUACUUUGGUACUUGCAGUGCCCAGGGUUUGAGGACGCAUUCCAACUGGAUCCCAGUGUAUUCGAGGGUCAGGACCGGCUUGUGGCACCUUCGCCGCAGUGGAGUCAGCGGUCAUCUCCGAGCUCGUCUGCAGAGCAGAUCCUGUGA